AUGUCUGCCACUCCUGAGCCUGACAGUGCCCCAGGGGGUGCAGAUAUUAGAAGAAACCCUACUAGAACCAGUCAAUCUUCAACCUUUGAUGAAGGACCAGCAAGAAGGAGGGGAAUCUCAGGAACCUCAUCUGUAGGAACCUCUAGAGCCUCUUCUCCUACCUAUGCAGCGAGGGGACCAUCUGUCAUGCCAGGAUCAAUGCCUGGCUCUGAGGAUGAAACUACUGUGAUUGAGGACAAUACACUGAGCAGCAAAAGUAUUGCAGAACCCAUAGUAGUGCAGGAUACACCUCCUAGACUACCAGCCACUCAUAUCCAGCCUUCCAACAGAUCUUCUGUCACUAUAGAAGACAUUACUGCCCAGGAAGGGGAUACCACUCUUAGGAGACACAACCUUACUGGUACCACCAUAAGACAAGCAAGAACAAGAAGCACUUCCAAUAUGGGGUAUCAUGAAACAGCCCUACAGAGCAUUCCUGCAUCCAUUACAUCUAGUAGGAGAACAAGCCCUGUAGAGCUUGACCAAAGGCUGGGGGAACCCACACUGGGUCACCAGCCAACAGCAUUAAUUGCACACCAACCACAACCCCAGAUACCUAUGCAGGGGUUACCUAUAUCCAGGGCUGCUAUAGCUGACUAUGAGGCCAAGAGCCAUCAGGUGAUGCCUCAAGUCAGGGUAGAAGCAGCCAUCAGCAGUGCCAUCAAUGAUAUCAAAGAUGACAUUGCCUUGAAGAUGGGCCCUAUCAAAUACAUACAUGCUAAUAGCUCUGAAAGUGCAGCUGCCCUGAGACAAGUGGGCAGAGAUGUAGCAGACCUCAACCUACAGACCAACUAUAUAAGAAGGAGCUUAGGUGAAGUCUCUGAGGAGCAAAGAGCAGCUCAAACAGCCCAUAACCACCUUGUAAAUCAAGUAGAGGAGCUACAAGACAAGGUGGAUGCAUUGCCUCAACUCUUUCAAGAUGUGGAAUCCAGAAUAGCUACCAUGGAGGAAAGACUUUUGGAAGCAAUUUUGGAGGUAGACAGGAAGAUAGGACUACUUAAAGAACCAGAAACAGAAAGAACUGAGACGGAAAGCAACAGUGAGGAAGAGGAUGGUGAUAAUCUUCACCUCUCUAGACAGAGACAGUCCUCUCCAGCCAGAAGAACCUCCAUUCCAAAGGAAGCCAGACUUAAACAGCCAAAUGUCUUCAAUGGAAAAAGAGGUACUGAAGCUGAAACAUUCAUCAUGAAGGUGGAAAUAUAUUUCAAAGAGUACCCUGGUACCUUCACUGAUGAAAGAAAGAUCAGGGCCACCUUAACCAAUAUGGGAGAAGGUGAACCAGUCAAAUGGGCCAGUCCCCUGAUGCAGAAACAUCUCAGUGAUGAACCUCAUGAGUACCUGACUUCCUGGAAUGCAUUCAAAGCAGCAUUCCUACUCAACUUCAAUCUUGAUUGGGAUGAGAAAGCUCUCAUUGACACCUUCAAAAAGGGACUCAAGAUUAACCUGCAGUCAGAAUUGAUUUGCAUGAAGAUCACUACUCCUAAAAUUGACAACUACUCUUUGGAGCAAAUCAUUGAAGUAGCCAUCAGGACUGAUGACACUCUUCAACAGGCAGCUUCAAUCAGGGACACUACUACACCACCUAGUAUCCUAAAGAAAGGAAGGACCAACAACUAUAGACCUACAGAGAGGUUCCCUGCAGAGACUUUUCUGAAGAGAAGCCAGGCAGAGAGUCCCCUAGAGCCCUCAGAGGAUAGUGAUGAGGUGUAUAUUAUGAAAGGAACAAAUGAUACUCUACCCACUUACACUUCCAUUGAGGGAAUCAUGGACCCCAUCAAAACGCUUAUUGACUCUGGCUCUUCACAAAACUUCAUGGAUAUUACCUUUGCUAGGAACCUCAAGAUUCCUCUGAUUGAACUUCACUCCCCUAGGACAGUCAUAGCCAUUGAUGGAAAAGAAGUAGAAGAAAAAAUUUGA
Molecule: messenger RNA, 1956 nt
Organism: Rhizoctonia solani
Lineage: Eukaryota; Fungi; Basidiomycota; Agaricomycetes; Cantharellales; Ceratobasidiaceae
Product: Retrotransposon-derived protein PEG10
Exons: 4
Coding region: 1-1956 (651 amino acids)
Source: RefSeq, a predicted model, not a curated record